CUCACCGAACUGACGUAUCAUAUAUUAAAUAGUGGCCAGUACACAAGAGUCAUUCGCGAUGUACUUCUAAAGUUGCAUUAUCGACUUGAGGUAUAUGUGGCCAGUGAGGGUGAAUGGAAACUGAAAGCUAAGGGAUCCUUGGGAUGCUUGGGUGAUUUUGAAGAAGUAAUUGGCGAUAGCAUUGAGUUGAGUGAGCUGUCGACGGUGAUGGCACUGCUGUAUACUGUUGAACAUAGUUGUGGCGAGGUUGAAUCCUUAUGUCUUUGGUUGAUUGUCCAUAAACCGGACCAAUAUUUUCAGAAUCGUGUAUCAGUUGCAUUUUGUAAUCUUCCAGAAUUGCGCAUGACUAUCGCCGAAUUCUCAGAUACGGAGCACUUUUCAAAUUUAGAGCAGUUGCAAUGUUUAUCGGCGCUAUCACAUUAUUUGCAUAUCACUGAUGACAUCGAUACAUAUGAAGGGCAGUUUCAAUUGGUCGAUUAUAAAUCUGCCGGCUUUAUGUAUCUGGAUAUGGCUGCUGUUAAAGCAUUGGAACUGUUCUCAUUGAGUCGUGACGAAGAUGCUGUUGUUGGACAAUCUGGUACAUUAUUCGAAUUGAUCAAUAAAUGUAGAACAUCACAAGGACAACGAUUAUUACGUGAUUGGAUACGUCGACCGUUAUUCGAUUUACGUCGGAUUAAUGAACGCUUGGAUGCAGUCGAGGCGUUGUGUGAGGUUAGUGGUGCACGAGAAACACUUUAUGAGGAUCUGCUGAGGAGAGUUCCGGAUGUUGCAUCGUUGUCCAGGAAACUUUUGCAAAAAAAGGCAUCACUUCAGUUCAUUUCAUCAAUCAUAGUAUAUUUUAAGCAUUGUUACCGUCUCUAUCAACUUAUUCGCCUCCUGAAGCGAUUUGAGUGCGUGUUCAGCGAAGUUCAUGACUCAUGCGAUCAGUUUGCCCCAGCUGUCAAUGAUCUUUGCUUGGAACCGAUUCGUUUAGCGAUACUGCAGUUCGAUAAGUUCAGCGCAUUGAUUGAAACGACCGUUGAUGUGGAGUAUUUUGAAAAUUCAGGGUCAUAUCGUGUUAGACCGGAUAUUGACAAGGAAUUGAUGGAGAUUUCAAAUACAAUGAAAAGUAUCGAAAAACAAUGCGAAAAAGAACUUGAUAAGAUCAGUGGCAAAUUCGCGGAAUCCGUGAAACUUGAUUCCAACUCUCAGCACGGUUUCUUCUUUCGUGUUACCCUGAAGGUAUGCAAUACACUAAUUUUUGCCCUUGUAAAAUCAGUAAUCUUCUGUUCAAAAAUAAUCUCAUUUGCAGCCGGAUAUACUCCUGCCCUGCAACAACUGUCUGAUUGCUUAUCUGUGGUUGAUGUUUUGGUGGCCUUCGCCACUCUUGCUGCUGUAUCACCGUUUCCUUAUACAAGACCUGAAUUGCUUGAUAAAGAAUCUAAAACACUGAUAUUAAAGAAUUGUCGUCAUCCGGUUAUUGAAGCGCUUCCAGAAGCGCCACCGUUUAUUCCCAACGACGUGAUUAUGGGCGAUGAAUCGGAAGAUAAAACUCGAUUUCUGCUGCUAUCGGGCGCUAAUAUGGGUGGUAAGAGUACAUACCUACGGUCAUGUGCGCUUACUGUUCUGAUGGGUCAAAUGGGGUGUUUGGUGCCUUGCGAUUCUGCUCGUUUCUCGCUUAUUGAUGGAAUUCACACAAGAAUCGGCAGCUGUGAUUAUCAGUGUAAAGGUGUUUCAACGUUUAUGGCUGAAAUGAUCGACAGUGCGACAAUUCUUGAGACUGCGACACAGUAUUCUCUCGUGAUAAUCGAUGAACUGGGUAGAGGUACAUCGACGUACGACGGAUUUGGAUUGGCGUGGGCAAUUGCUGAGUUAGGAUUUCACUUUGAUUUGCGAAAUUUGGUUUGUUACAGCGAUCUUCUAUCGCGAGUUCAAUGUUUUUGUGUAUUCGCAACACAUUUCCAUGAGAUGUGCACAUUGGUCGAGCGAUAUCCGUCAACGGUGCGUAAUAUUCGUGUUGAAACACAAAUCAACGAGGCUGGUGACUUGGUGUUACUUUACAAAGUUGUGCCCGGUGUUGCAGAACGUUCAUUUGGUAUAAAUACAGCCAAAUUAGUUGGAUUGUCCGCGAAUGUUAUUCAGACUGCAAAUGACAUGCUUCAAAAAUUGGAAUGUGGAAAAAUGGACAGUGGAAAUGAUGAAGAAAAAGAUAUCAUCGAUAAGUUGAAAACUCUCGAAGGCGAGCAACUUCGCGAGGCUAUUCUAGCAUUGGCAUCUUGA
This is a messenger RNA of Anisakis simplex (herring worm), 2259 nucleotides long. NCBI's taxonomy places the organism in Eukaryota, Metazoa, Nematoda, Chromadorea, Rhabditida, Anisakidae. The record is from the annotation of a GenBank genome assembly.